AAAGAACAUGAGGGAAAAUGACAAAAUAAUACUAAAAUACUACAAUUAUACAACAAAACUUCAAAGAAACACAAUUCCCCUGUUUUUCAUCAAUUUUUUUUCUCCUUUUUCUUUCAUUGUUUGAUGAAUCCUACAAAGUUGCUAAGUAAUGGAGUAGAAAUAACCAUAACCCACUUGAGAAAGACAACCCUCCCAAUAUUUGGUUCCUUCAACCCAAAUCUACCCACCAAACAAUCCCUUAUUUUCAAUUAACAAAAUCACUUCUUUAUUUUUCUUGAUAUAAUGCUCUGUUUUCCUCUGUUUCUUUAUAUCUACUUUGUUUUUCUCCUUUCCUUCUCAUAAUCACUUCUUUAAUCAAUCUCAUGCGUCGUAAAUCAUCAUUUCUUCUAUCAACUGAUACAAUGAAGCAGAAAAAAGGGAAUAAUCUUUCAGUUUUUGUUGUAAUUUCUACAAUUCUUUUGUUUGCUUUUUUUAUGUACAAUGAAGAUGUUAAAUCAAUUGCAGAAUUCCCAUUUUCUAGACAAAAAGCUCAAGAAAUUCAAGAAAAUAAACUUAAUGAUGAAAACCCAGAUCAAAUGAAGGAUAACCCAGAUCAAAUUAAGGAAAACCCAGAUCAAAUCAAGGGAAACCCAGUUCAAGAAACUAAAUUUGCUGAAAAAUCGGCUGAUUUUUCCAUUAAUGAUAGAACAGAGCAAGAAACAGGGGAAGAAAAUGAAAUUGUAAUUGAGAAAGGAAAUGAAAUUGAAGAAGAUGAAGAAGAGAUUGAAUUACCUCCAGAAAGUUGUGAUCUUUUUACUGGAGAAUGGGUUUAUGAUAAUGUUACUCAUCCAUUAUACAAAGAAGAUGAUUGUGAGUUUCUUACUGCUCAAGUAACUUGUAUGAGAAAUGGAAGAAAAGAUUCAUGGUAUCAAAAUUGGAGAUGGCAGCCUAAAGAUUGCAAUUUACCAAAAUUUAAGCCAAAAUUGUUGCUAGAGAAGCUAAGGGGAAAAAGAUUGAUGUUUGUUGGAGAUUCAUUGAAUAGAAAUCAAUGGGAAUCAAUGGUUUGUUUUGUUCAAUCUGUAGUUCCUUCAACUAGAAAGAGCUUGAUCAAGUCUGGUUCUCUCAACAUCUUUAGAAUUGAGGACUACAAUGCUACGGUGGAGUUCUACUGGGCACCAUUCUUGGUUGAAUCAAAUUCAGAUGAUCCAAAUAUGCAUAGCAUAUUGAACAGGAUUAUCAUGCCUGAAUCAAUCAAAAAACAUGCUGUUCAUUGGAAGAAUGUGGAUUACCUUAUCUUCAAUACCUACAUUUGGUGGAUGAACACUUUCUCUAUGAAAGUUUUGCGAGGAUCAUUUGAUGAAGGAGCAACCGAGUAUGAUGAGGUGGAAAGGCCAGUAGCCUAUGCAAGAGUGUUGAAGACAUGGUCUAAAUGGGUUGACAAAAACAUUGAUCCUAAUCGUACAACCGUCUUUUUCAUGAGCAUGUCUCCUCUUCAUAUCAAGAGUUUGGAUUGGGAGAACCCAGAUGGAAUAAAAUGCGCUCUUGAGACAAUGCCAAUACUGAACAUGACAAUGCCAUUAAAUGUAGGCACAGAUAGACGACUGUUUAGAGCAGCACACAAUGUUACACAGUCAAUGAAGAGGGUUCCGGUCAGCUUCCUCAACAUAACCACACUGUCGGAGUAUCGGAAAGACGCCCACACGUCCGUACACACCAUAAGACAGGGCAAAUUAUUAGAUGCCGAGCAGCAAGCAGAUCCUGAACAUUUUGCUGAUUGCAUUCACUGGUGCCUUCCUGGUUUACCUGAUACGUGGAAUGAGUUCCUUUAUACUAAGAUUAUUUCUCGCCUCACGUGACCCCGCUUCCUUCUCACGUGAUCUUGAAAAUUUUCUAGUUUUUUUCUUUUUAUUAAAAAUUCUGAGUAUUUGAUAAAUGGAAAAUUGUGUAGAGAAAAUGAUUUUGUUAUAAAGAAUUUCAAAUGUCAUGGCGAAAAUCGCCUAAUGAAAGGAAAGAAAUUAAGAUUGUUAUAUAGAAGUAUGAUUCAUCAAGGAAUAAUGAAAAGUUGUACAAGAAAUGUAUAGUGGAGUUUUUGCAAAUCAAAA
This is a messenger RNA of Amaranthus tricolor (Joseph's coat), 2081 nucleotides long. Its product is annotated as xylan O-acetyltransferase 1-like. Gene Ontology annotation, cellular component: Golgi apparatus. NCBI's taxonomy places the organism in Eukaryota, Viridiplantae, Streptophyta, Magnoliopsida, Caryophyllales, Amaranthaceae. The coding region runs from base 363 to 1835 and encodes 490 amino acids. The record is from RefSeq and is a predicted model, not a curated record. The transcript is spliced from 5 exons. Gene Ontology annotation, molecular function: O-acetyltransferase activity.